CCAUCCCCAGCUGUCGUGCAGGGCAGCAGGUGGCGAGGAGGUCGUCUCGUCGCGGACAGCCGAGGCCGUUGACCUCUCCAGCUGCUGGACGCAACACGGCAACGCGCAAACGCCUCUCCUCUGUGCGUACCGGACUACCGGUACCGCGCGUUCAGUUUCCACUUCCACCCGCGUCGUCCGUCUCUCUCCGCUCAGCUUGAGGUGUCCGGAUCACGGCGGUUGCAACCUGCAGCCGCACCAGCAAGCCGCUGCUCCCUCUCCUAACCGGCCGCUGCAGCUGCCAUGUGGGAGUAGAAGUGCCAGCCAGCAUUGAUUUCUUCCAACCGCCUCGAUGCGAUCGCUCACCAUUCCCUCCUUGUACCGCCAUGGCAGACCAGCCGGAGGAGAUGCCGGCGGCGCCGGCCAUCCGCCUGGGGCCUCCGCACCCGUACCUGAAGACCCACGGGGGCAAGGUCGCGAGGCUGCACCGGCUGGACUGGGCCGUGCUGCUGCUCAUCGCCGCCGCCGACGUCGGGCUCAACCUCGUCGAGCCGUUCCACCGCUUCGUCGGCGAGGACAUGCUCGCGGACCUCCGGUACCCGCUGAAGAGCAACACCGUGCCCGUCUGGGCCGUGCCGGUGUACGCGGUGAUCGGCCCGAUCGUCGUGUUCGUCGGGUUAUACCUGAAGCGGAGGAACGUGUACGACAUGCACCACGCCAUUCUAGGCCUUCUCUUCUCCGUGCUCAUCACCGGCGUCCUCACCGACGCCAUCAAGGACGGCGUUGGCCGGCCGCGCCCCAACUUCUUCUGGCGCUGCUUCCCUGACGGAGUGCCGAAGUACGACAACAUCACAAGAGGAGUCCUGUGCGACGGCGUCGCGAGCGUGAUCAAAGAAGGGCACAAGAGCUUCCCAAGCGGCCAUUCUUCGUGGUCCUUCGCUGGCCUAGGCUUCCUGUCGUGGUACCUGGCGGGCAAGGUCAAGGCGUUCGACCGGCGCGGCCACGUGGCCAAGCUCUGCGUCGUGCUCCUGCCGCUGCUGCUCGCGGCCAUGGUGGCGGUGUCGCGGGUGGACGACUACUGGCACCACUGGCAGGACGUGUUUGCCGGUGGGAUUCUUGGGUUGGUGGUUGCGUCUUUCUGCUACCUUCAGUUUUUCCCACCGCCAUCUGGUGAACAAGGAUUCUGGCCCCAUGCGUACUCCGAGCACAUUCUCAACCCUGAGCGCGAGGGCCAAGCGCAGUCAACAGCGAGCUCCAACCACCACCGACGCCUGUCCAGCAGAGGCCACGUGGCAGUGGAGAUGAGCACCGCGACCGCGAGCCAGGAAGCAUCGUCGUUAGGUCCCAUGGAGGAGAUGGAGGAAGGACGCGGUGCCCGGUGAUGGAUCAGAACGCUGCAUGCAUGCCGCCCGUUACGAACAGCGCGCGCUAGCUGCAGCUUCAGUCUUCAAAGUCGCUUCGUUUCCUUCAUUCCUUUCUUUUUCUUUUUUCUCUCUCUUCUUUUUGCUCGCUUGGUUGAUAGAUGUGAUGGUCUAUCUAAUAGUAAGGUGCUGUUUGUUGUGUCGGUCCUGCUGUAAAUUAGAGGUAUAGGUAGGUAGGUGAACCAUGCAUGUUUCAUAUGUUUGAUGCAGUACGAUGAUGAUUAGC
This is a messenger RNA of Zea mays, 1626 nucleotides long. RefSeq names its product Lipid phosphate phosphatase 2. Lineage: Eukaryota; Viridiplantae; Streptophyta; Magnoliopsida; Poales; Poaceae. Gene Ontology annotation, biological process: phospholipid dephosphorylation; phospholipid metabolic process. The record is from RefSeq and is marked provisional. The transcript is spliced from 8 exons. Gene Ontology annotation, molecular function: phosphatidate phosphatase activity. Gene Ontology annotation, cellular component: membrane. Bases 366 to 1361 code for a protein of 331 amino acids.